AUGGAGCUUACAGACAGCCACACGAACCCAGCCUACGAGACGCACGGAGAUAACCAGCCAGACGAAACGAAUUUCCAUCGCCACGCAUCGGGCGCAGAACAAAACAAUGAUGAUAAUAAAAAUGAUCUUCAAAGAGUUUCCGGAGAGAACGAGAACAAAAAAGUAGUGUUCAUAGGCAGCGGUGACAUGACUCUGGCGCUGUCUGUUGCCAUGAGCCGCGCUUGUCUUCAGCCUGUGGUCGGGAGCAGGCAGCCAGACAGGGCGAAAGUUCGGCUGAAGGAAGUUGCGAUAGUGACAACAGUGAGCGAGGCACUCUCUCAAGGCGAGAUAGUGAUCCUGGCCAUCCCGGCUGAUCACCAUCACUCUCUGCCUCGCCAAGAACUCAGAAAUAAAAUCGUGGUGGAUAUCAGUAACAGAGCACCAGGUUCCUCCUCCAAGAAGGACCUCAGUCUUGGCGAAAGACUUCAGGAGAUCCUUCCGGAGAGCCACGUAGUCAAGGCUUUCAACACCAUCUCGGCCUACGCCCUUCAGCACGGCAAUAUACAAGGCAGCCGGGAGGUCCCCAUCUGCGGCAACGACUCGAGGGCGCGAGCGAAGGUAUCUGAGUUGACGAGGGACUUGGGACUCACGCCCGUAGACCGAGGCGCCCUCAGGAACGCCCGCGAGGUAGAGGACAUCCCCCUCGCCUUCUUCCCGGAGUGGAAAGUCGCUGGGAUCAUGACACUUCUGUUGUUCGUCUUCUGGUACAUCUUUAUGCUGUUCAGAAACCAGAUCUGCCCCAACAUCGACAGCGGAACAGAGUGGAAUUGGGAAGUAUUCCAGAUAUUCCCACUCAUGAACACUCAGUAUGCGAUGGCCUACACCGCUACCUGCCUCCUUCUGUUUACUUACAUACCAGGUACUAUAGCGGCCUACCUACAGCUGUACCGAGGCACCAAGUAUUCUUAUUUCCCAAAUUGGCUCGAUAAAUGGCUCAAGUCACGCAAACAGACGGGUCUCCUCGCCCUCCUCAUCGGCACAACGCACGGUUGCAGCGCCAUUUUCACUCAGAUUGCAUGGUCGGUUCGUGAGGAGUGGGACCAUCAGCUGCACUUCAUGUUUGAUCUUGUACAGUCAAUACCUGGGCAAAGGAAUGUGAGGAGCAAGCUGUUGCCCACGCAGCAUGCUUCCUCUCUCCACGCAGCUGAUGAUGACGACAUAAACCUAUACGAUUUGGCACCAGUGGUGCCGCAGGAGUUGCCAGAACAAGGUCGCAAGAACAAUGAACUGCCUCAGGGUUGA
This is a messenger RNA of Penaeus indicus, 1281 nucleotides long. RefSeq names its product metalloreductase STEAP4-like. The coding region runs from base 1 to 1281 and encodes 426 amino acids. Gene Ontology annotation, biological process: copper ion import. Gene Ontology annotation, molecular function: ferric-chelate reductase (NADPH) activity; cupric reductase (NADH) activity. NCBI's taxonomy places the organism in Eukaryota, Metazoa, Arthropoda, Malacostraca, Decapoda, Penaeidae. The record is from RefSeq and is a predicted model, not a curated record. Gene Ontology annotation, cellular component: endosome; plasma membrane. The transcript has 9 exons.